AUGUUCAAGCUGAAGACAAGCGCCCCAAACUACGAUGAAACUUUAAACUCUAAUAAGGGUGAUCAAAAUUCGACCGCUGUAAAUGGUAAGGAAACGAGCCAAAUGAGACAUUUGAGUAUUCCACAUAAUCAAUACCAGAAUCCGUCCAUUGCAGAGUCAAGGAGAAGCUCUACUAGGUAUGAUGGAGGUUAUUCUGCCGAUAUAACCCCUGCUCAAAUAAGAAUUAUUGAUAAUAUAGACAACAGAGCAAGACUAAGAAAGACACUUCAAAGAAAUUCAAAGGUCUUGCAUGGAUACAGUAGCCUCAGCGAGAACGACCGAUGGUAUUUCGAUCUAUUCGAUAGAAAGUAUUUUGAAAAUUAUCUCGAAGAACCCUCCUAUAUCAAGAUCUUUAAAAAAAAGGAAGAGUUGAAACAGUUUGAAAGGAUGUUCUUAGCUCAGGAGUUGAAAAUUCCUGAUGUAUAUAGAUCACCCAAUUAUCAAGGAGAAUCAACAGGGGCCAAUUCCGAACUCUUCAAAAAUUCAAUAUGCUGUUCUACAUUCAGUCACGAUGGUAAAUAUAUGGUUGUUGGUUGCAAAGAUGGUUCUUUACAUCUUUGGAAAGUCAUGAACUCACCAGUUAAGAGAUGGGAAAUGGCUCGAUCAGAAAAAUCGGUUAGUUUAACUAGAGCGAACUCUUUAAAAAUCCAGAGACAUUUAGCUAGCAUUAGUUCUCACAACGGAUCCAUGUCAAGUAAUGAUUUAAAACCAAGCGACCAGUUCGAUGCAGCUUCGAAACAAUUACAUCUAUACGCACCAGUUUUCUAUUCCGAUGUGUUCAGAGUUUUCAUGGAACAUACCUUAGAUAUCUUAGAUGCGAAUUGGUCCAAAAAUGGAUUUCUAAUAACAGCUUCGAUGGACAAAACUGCAAAACUAUGGCAUCCUGAGAGGAAAUACUCAUUGAAAACUUUCGUUCAUCCUGAUUUUGUCACUUCUGCAAUAUUUUUCCCCAGUGACGAUCGUUUCGUAAUAACCGGAUGUUUAGACCACAAAUGCAGGUUGUGGUCUAUACUUGAUAACGAAGUCUCCUAUACCUUUGAUUGUAAAGACUUGAUAACGUCUUUAACUCUAUCUCCUUCUGAUGGAGAAUAUACUAUUGUCGGCACGUUCAAUGGGUACGUUUAUGUUUUAUUAACGUAUGGUUUAAAAUUUGUUUCUUCAUUUCAUGUGAUUGACAAAAGCACGCAAGGGACUACCAAAAAUAGCUUCUACCCGUCUUUCGAAUUUGGGAAAACUCAACACGGCCCUAGGAUUACGGGCCUUCAAUGCUUUUUCUCUGAGGUAGAUAAAAAUUUACGAUUAAUAGUUACUACAAAUGAUUCGAGAAUCCAAAUUUUUGAUCUAAAUGAAAAAAGAGCACUGGAAGUAUUAAAAGGAUUUCAAAGUGGCUCUUCAAGGCAUAGAGCUCAACUAUUAAUGAUGAAAAAUGAGCCAGUAGUAUUUACGGGUAGCGAUGAUCAUUGGUUUUACGCCUGGAAAAUGCAGACCUACAACUUAUCAGCAGAAACGAAUAGCAUAAUUCCAAACAGAAAAAAGAGGCUGAGCGGUAAUAUGAGUUUCAAAGGGCUUUUGAGGAUUGUCUCCAAUAAAAGUACGAAUGACGAAGCCUCGACAGAAGCCUCAAACCAAGGUGGGUCUCGCACAAACCAAAACUCUUCAAAAACUGCCCCUCAGACUCAACAUGUUGGUAGCCAAGCUAUCAAAAAUAAUCAUUACAUAUCGUUCCAUGCCCAUAGUGCGCCAGUCACUUGUGCUAGUAUUGCUCCCGAUGUUGCACUUAAAAACGUUUCAUUAUCAAACGAUUUGAUUUUCGAGCUGACUUCACAGUAUUUUAAAGAGUUGAAUCAAAAUAAUAAUAAUGCGGAAAAUAAUGGCGCAAAUGAUAGCAAACCCACCUUGCAGGCUAUUAAAGAGUCGGGAGGAUUUAGCACAAAUUUAUCAAACGUCGUAAAUAAUGUUGGUACAAUUUUAAUCACGACAGAUAAUCAGGGUUCGAUUCGUGUUUUCAGAACUGAUAUCUUGCCAGAAAUACGUAAGAAAAUCAUUGAGAAAUUCCACGCUUAUAACUCGUUCCACAGUGAAGCUACUGACAAAAGAAACAGCCAAAAUAAUGACAGUUUAUUCGUUAGUAAAAUGGAUGAGACAGAGCCGGAAGAAGUUGACGAAUUUAGCACUGCCCCACCUUCAAAUGUAGAUAACAAAAGAGAUCAAGAAAGUAGGUUGAGCAAUGAUUUUUAUGAGCAACAUUUGAACAAUAACCAAGUGGUUUCAGGUAAGUCGCCAAGAGCCGGUGCUAUUUUCAAAAACUCGAUAUUCAACAAAUCCAAUGGCAGUUUUAUGUCAUUAAAGUCAAGAAGCGAGAGCACUAAUUCUACGUUAUUCGGGCCGCAUGAUAUUCCGCAAAGCUCUACCUCGGAUCCGAAGCUAAAGUGCGACGUUUGCAAUGGAUCUAAGUUUGAAUGCGUCUCAAGAAAUCCGAUUAGUGGAGGCGAGGAUUAUUUCACUUGCACUGACUGUGGUACGAUACUCAAUAAUUUCAGAUAA
Messenger RNA from Saccharomyces eubayanus, 2583 nucleotides. RefSeq names its product Dgr2p (gene DGR2). Lineage: Eukaryota; Fungi; Ascomycota; Saccharomycetes; Saccharomycetales; Saccharomycetaceae. Gene Ontology annotation, molecular function: protein binding. The coding region runs from base 1 to 2583 and encodes 860 amino acids. The record is from RefSeq and is a predicted model, not a curated record. The transcript has a single exon.